Messenger RNA from Mesorhabditis spiculigera, 603 nucleotides. The record is from the annotation of a GenBank genome assembly. NCBI's taxonomy places the organism in Eukaryota, Metazoa, Nematoda, Chromadorea, Rhabditida, Rhabditidae.
AUGCUUGUUCGAAGCUGUUUGCUUUUUGCUCUGCUUGGGUAUGUAGCGAGCUUUGAGCCACCUACGACUCUUUCCCCAAUGACGUCCCCUACAGUAACUCCGCCUGCAGCAGCCUGCUCAGUUUUGGUGGUUGCAGAUCUAUCAUCGGCGGGCGCUUCUUGGCAUGUUGAACACACGCUAGUUCGAGCCACGGUAGCCGGAAUUUUUGAUGGUGCCAAACAUCGCAGUUUCCCCACCCAAGUUGCCUUCUGGAGGUACAGCAGUGGCCCAGAUGCUGAUGGACCUUUGCCUACAGCUUUCGGGACUGACUAUUACUCGGUGCCGAUUCGCUUCGAGGACAAAGGAGGGGAUUUGAGUGUGGCGAAUGCAACAGCUUCCAUCAACAAUUGGUCGGUGACGAACAGCGUCAUUGCAAUCUUCACCUCCAGCAACAAGAACCAAAUCGUGGCGGCUGGCCAGAACUACUUAAGAAAGGCGCUGACGGUCGGAAUUUCAGAUACCCAGGACGCCUCCCCGUUCGCCGCUGUUGUACUGCACGAGCACGACACGAAUAUGAUCUCGGAUGCAAUUCUGGAUAUGUGCAAGACUUUGAUUCAACAGAAA